Messenger RNA from Triticum aestivum (bread wheat), 2617 nucleotides. RefSeq names its product protein Rf1, mitochondrial. Gene Ontology annotation, molecular function: protein binding. NCBI's taxonomy places the organism in Eukaryota, Viridiplantae, Streptophyta, Magnoliopsida, Poales, Poaceae. The record is from RefSeq and is a predicted model, not a curated record. The transcript has 2 exons. Bases 722 to 2233 code for a protein of 503 amino acids.
CCCUCAACCACCUCCUCACCACCAUCUACUUCCUCUGUUACAUGCACAGUAGACCCAUCUAAGCCUACUACAGUUUCAACUCUCUCAACACACACUCUUUUACAUGCCACACUCAUAUCUAAAUCACCCCUAACCUCUAUGCUAUCAGUACUAGAGGUGUUCAUGCUUAUGAUAAGGUCUUGGUCAUCUUGACAGCGCCUCUUGCUACCCGCCGUACUUUCAAGCAGGGCAGCAAAGGCCGCCUUGCAAACCCAUCAAUUCAUGUCCUAUGCUUGAGGAUGGUUGGUUUCCUCGUGUGUUUUCUCUGUUGCUUCAACCCACUCCCCCCACUCUGCCCGCCUGCCAGGCAACACGCCGUCGCUGCCCACUUCCUCCAUCGCUAUCUCUCUUCCUCAUCUCAUGGAUGUACCAUCUUCUUCCGAGCGCCGGCUUCGCUCCGCGCCAUCCACCGACGAGGACGCCGGCCACCACCGCGAAGGGCACCGGUAGGACGGACCCUGCGCUGCGCCGCGACUGCAUUCCUCUCACCCUCACCCCGGUCUCCGGCAUUGUUGCGAGAAGAGAACCCCCACGGCCUGCUACCAGGAGAGUGGAAACUGCAUGUUUCGAUUUACAGGAUCUGCUCCUAAGCCUGGAAAGGAAGUUCAGUCUAGUUCCAAGUUGGGCUGAGUGUCUGACAUUCGCCGCCGGAGGAAGGAGCAAGACCUCCUAAUCUGCGGCAAUGCCACGCGUCCGACCCGGCUCGUCCUCCAGCACCGUCUCCUCACGCGCCAACCAGCUGCUAAACAAACUCAAGGAUCAUCUGGGCUCUGGGACGCUCCAGCCGGAGCGCGCACACCAACUGUUCGACAAAUUGCUGCGCCAAACCGUUCCGGUAUCAGCGUUCGCACUCAAUGGCUUAUUUGCCGCCCUCGCGCGUGCGCUGCCCUCCGCUGCCUGCACCGACGGCCCUGCUCUAGCCAUUGCUCUCUUCAACCGCAUGGCUCGAGAGGGCCGCCGGGUGAUAGAGCCCAACAUUUACACCUACAACAUACUAAUUGACUGCUGCUGCCGCUCGCGCCACCCUGACCUAGGUCCCGCCUUCUUCGGCUUCCUCCUCAAGACAGGCAUCAAGGCGGACAUCAUCACCUUCAACAGCCUAUUGAAGUGCCUCUGUGACAUGAUGCAGAUGGAGGAGGCCCUCAACAUGCUGCUCUACAGGAUGCCUGAGCUGCCUGAUAGCAUCUCCUACUCAAUAAUUAUUAAGAGCUUAUGUGACAAUGGGAGGAGCCAAUGUGCACUUGACCUGCUCCGGAUGAAGGCCAAAAAGGGAGCUGACCACUACCCUGGAUUGGUGGCAUACAACAGGGUAAUCAAUGGCUUAAUUAAGGAGGGUGAACUAAGCAAAGCAUGCUCUCUAUUCCAUGAAAUGAUGCAGCAGGGGGUCGUGCCUAAUGUGGUGACGUAUAGCUCCAUUAUCGAUGCAUUGUGCAAAGCAGGAGCAAUGGACAAGGCAGAGGUGGCCCUUCGACAAAUGGUUGGUAAUGGUGUUCGACCGGAUAUUUUUACAUAUACUAGCCUGAUCCAUGGAUAUUCCAUUUCAGGCCAGUUUGAAGAGGUCGUUAGGUUGUUGGAAAAAUUGAGAAGUCAAGGUGUCAAACCAACUGUUUUUACCUGCAACACAGUCAUGGACUACCUUUGCAAGCAUGGAAAAAUCAAAGAAGCUGCAGAAUUUUUUUAUUCCAUGCCUGAGAAGGGCCAUAAACCUAAUAUAGUGUCAUACUCUAUUAUGCUUUAUGGGUACGCUAAAGAAGGAUCCCUUGUUGAAAUGACUGAUCUCUGUGAGCUGAUGGCAAGAGACGGUAUUGUACCCGAUCUCCAUUGUUUAAACAUACUGAUUAAUGCAUAUGCUAAGUGUGGAAUGAUGGAUGUAGCUAUGCUUUUCUUCAAAGACAUGUUGAAGCAGGGAGUGAACCCUGAUGAAGUCACAUAUUUAGCUGUGAUAACCGGGUAUUGCAGAGUGGGCAUGAUGGAUGAUGCUAUGGAAAAAUUCAAUGAGAUGAUCGAUAUGGGAGUACCACGUAACUCAACUGUUUACAGGUGCAUGAUUCAGGGUUACUUAAAUCAUGGUGAUUUCUUGAAAGCAAAGGUAUUGACUACUGAAAUGAAGACCAAGGGUAUCCAUCCUAGACCACGGAAAAGCCAAAGAAUUGAUUCAGGGUACCUCAUGACACAACUAUUUACAGGUGCAUGAUCCAGGGCUAUUUUCGUCAUGGUGAUUCAAAGAAUUGGUUACCGAAAUGAAGAACAAGAAUAUUGGUCAUAGGCUGCAGAGGGGUAAUGGUAAUGGAAGGAUACAUUAUCUUUGACUUGGUUAAACCCACUGGUGAGAGGCCUGAUGCUAUUACAUUUACUUCAGUUACCAGUGGAUAUUUCCUAGUUGCCAAGAUGGAAGAAGCUUUCAGAAUACCUAAUGCUAUGGUACCGGUUGGUGUGAGGCCUAGUUUAAUUAUGCAGCACUUCUCGGUGGCUGUUGCAAAAAUGGAAGAAUCGAUGCUGGGCAAAAGUGUUAGCCUGUAUCUUACAAUUUAUGUUUCUGGCAUCAUAUUGGAUGGAGAACUUUGUUGCAUUAUUUCAA